AUGUCCGAAUUAAAACAUGCUGAACAUGCUGGUGCCUUGACUGGGAUUGCAAACUCAGGUCCAAUCUCAAUCCUGUCAUAUUGUUUCUCAUCAAUUUUGAUGACUGUCACAAACAAAUUCGUCGUCAAUUUAGAAAAUUUCAAUAUGAAUUUCGUCAUGUUAUUUGUCCAAUCUUUGGUUUGUACCGUAGCAUUAAUCAUUUUGAAAUCCUUAGGUUAUGCUAAAUUCAGACCUUUCAAUAAAACCGAUGCUAAGAAUUGGUUACCAAUUUCUUUCUUAUUGGUUUUAAUGAUUUACACCUCUUCCAAAGCUUUACAAUUCUUAGCUGUCCCAAUCUAUACUAUCUUUAAGAAUCUAACCAUCAUUUUGAUCGCUUAUGGUGAAGUCUUAUUCUUUGGUGGUUCCGUUUCCACUAUGGAAUUAUCAUCUUUCCUAUUAAUGGUUUUCUCUUCUGUUGUGGCCACCUGGGGUGAUCAACAAGCUAUCGCUGCCAAAGCUGCUGAAACUUUAACUGAAUCAGGAUCUUUCUUUAACAUGGGUUAUAUUUGGAUGUUCACCAACUGUAUCUCUUCUGCUUUAUUCGUCUUAAUCAUGAGAAAGAGAAUUAAGUUAACUAACUUCAAAGAUUUCGAUACCAUGUUUUACAACAACGUCUUGGCAUUACCAAUUUUGUUAUUAUCUUCUUUCUGUGUUGAAGAUUGGUCAUCUUCUAACGUUGCCACUAAUUUGAGUGGUGAUUCUUUAACUGCCAUGGUUAUUUCAGGUCUAGCUUCAGUUGGUAUCUCUUACUGUUCAGGUUGGUGUGUUAGAGUUACUUCUUCAACCACUUACUCGAUGGUUGGUGCUUUGAAUAAAUUACCAAUCGCAUUAUCUGGUCUAGUUUUCUUCGAUGCCCCAAGAAACUUCUUAUCUAUUUCUUCAAUCUUCUUAGGUUUCUUAUCUGGUAUUGUUUAUGCCGUUGCUAAGCAAAAGAAAAUGAGAAAAAAUACAGCUCCAAAAUAG
Henningerozyma blattae CBS 6284 is the source of this 1002-nucleotide messenger RNA. RefSeq names its product GDP-mannose transporter (gene VRG4). The transcript has a single exon. The record is from RefSeq and is a predicted model, not a curated record. Gene Ontology annotation, molecular function: GDP-mannose transmembrane transporter activity; antiporter activity. Bases 1 to 1002 code for a protein of 333 amino acids. Lineage: Eukaryota; Fungi; Ascomycota; Saccharomycetes; Saccharomycetales; Saccharomycetaceae. Gene Ontology annotation, cellular component: Golgi apparatus.